ACAUAACGGUACAGGAGGAGACGGAGUUAGUGGGCGGACCUCCAUUUAUCCCUGUUCGACAAAAUGUUUUCUAUACGCCAAGCCUUAUCAAUGGUGUAUUUGAGGAUGAUAUCUCCAACACCCGUUUACCAAGUCUUCAUUUCGCUGUCAACAGUAAAGAUCUACACAUCCAGGAAAAGUCAAAUGAAAGUAAAAGUGAAAACCAAACUGAAGGUCAAAGUGCCAGUGAAAAGUGUCUUUCUUGGAGCCGUGCAAUAGACGUGAACUCUGACAUGGAAAUGUUUGUGCCCAUUCCAGGAUGUAUAGAUGUCAAGGUCAAGGUCAGGAAAGUUGCCAUGGUUACAUCCAUUACAAUAGAACCAAUCAGCAAGGCUGAAGUGUCAGCUAAGGAGAUCAGAAGCCGCCUCACUGGACAGCAAAGGACUGUUACUACGGUAGCCGAGGAACUCCCUCCAGACAACAGCUUCAGUGAAAGCUCACAUCCUGUACACAGUUUGCAGGAUUUACACCUGUUAAGACCUGCAGUAGCCAGCAUAGAUUUGACUGUUGGUGUGAGACUACGACAUCUCACCAUCUCGCUAAAAGAUGAAACAUCAAGCUCUGAAGAAGUGUCGGAAGUUCUCCGAGUUUCCAUGGAUGAGCUAUUUCUGGCCUAUUUUCCUUCUGGGCAGGUUUCUUUUGAUGAAUCUGCAAGUCACUCAUGCAUAUCUGCAUGUGUUGGGGUCAUUCAAUUGGACAAUCAGCUGUUCCACACUAAGGGUCUCCAUGACUUCCCUGUACUGUUUUUGCCACAAAACAUUCCAGACCCAUCACAGCUAGCACUGCCAAACCUUCAGAAUCUGAGUAUAUCCGAGAAGUUCGCCGUCCUGAAGUCUGUAAGUUUCCUACACGCCCAGGUAGUCGUGGGAACUGACAUCCUAAACAAUUCCGUGACAAAGAGGAUGGAGCUUGGUAUACAGGCAGCGACAGCUAACAUCGCUGAUGGUUUUGUUUUGAGACUUUUGAAGGAAGUAGAAGGUUUGAUACCCACAAAACUUUCUAACUCUAGUCAGAAAAAUAAGAGUAUAUUGGUGAAAAAGCUACCGAAGUCUUUAAGAUGUGUGUCAAUGGCAUUCAGCUCACCCGUGAAAAUUGAACAUCUAUGCAUUCAGCCGAUCUCAUUACUCUUCAGCCUUCAUGCUUCUUUGAAACUCUUUAUAGCAUCGGAUCGCACACCACUGUCCUUUGGGAAGUUUGAGCGAAAGGAUGUGUGUGGUGUCUCUCAUCAAGUGGUGCGGGUGUUGGCGAUGCACUAUGCCACUGGAGCACUGUUCCGCGUGGGAAUCGUUGUGGGGUCUCUGGAGAUUCUGGGGAAUCCCACAGGUCUGGUGCGGAGUAUAGGGACGGGUGUGGCGGAUCUGGUCAAGAUGCCCUACACUGGUUUGACCCAGGGACCAGGAGCAUUUGUGGCGGGAGUGUCCAAUGGGAUGACAUCUUUUGUCAAAAACAUUUCUUCAGGAAUGAUUAUGUCCGUGACAAGUUUCGCCUCCAGUGUGUCUCGGAAUAUGGACCGUCUUUCUCUUGACCAAACCCACCAACAACGACAAGAGGAGAGACGUCGAAAUCAGCCCCACGGGAUAUCUAGUGGUCUCAAACAGGGACUCACUGGACUCGGGAUGAGCUUAUUAGGGGCUGUUGCUGGAAUAGCUGACCAACCUAUCCAGAAUAUUAUUUCCAAUCAAGAAGCAGAUGAGCGGCCAAAGUCCACGUCCGCAGCAGCCACAGGAGUUAUGACAGGGGUAGGCAAAGGACUGGUCGGAGCCUUCACCAAACCUAUAGGGGGGGCUGCUGAACUGGUAUCACAGACUGGACAAGGGAUCCUCCUGGGGACAGGACUGGCGGGCGACUCGCCUAAAGUGCGAUACACAGCGGUCACCCAUGCUGUGUCAUCUUUCUUCAGCUGCAGACUCAAGUACCUUGGAAAGUUGCUGCAGGCCAUGUCCCCCAAUGACCUACUGACCUCUGUGUCGGCUGCUUUUCUUGACGUCACUGGGUCAGAGGUCAUAGUUGAACUUCUGGUAACCAAUGAGCUGUUGGUCGUCAUGGAUUGUGAAGAGGAUUGUCAGCAACAAGCUUUUUCAUUGGCUGAGCUAGAGGUUAGCCUGAAACCUGGAAACCCACACCUUUUGACCCUACUUUGGAAAGAUAGAUCCCAUCAGGCAACAGGCGAGUAUGAGAAUGAGAACAAGGACCGAGUGGAAGCUUUCAUAGAUGGCGCUGCUGAUUAUGUACAUGUGUCGCCCCCUCGAUCGCCCAUAGGAGCCGAGAGUCAGUCAGAUUUGUCUGUCUCUCCGCCAGGUCAGGGUGGUGUUGUCCCACAAUUCCAUUUCCUGUUGGAUUCCUGUCACAGGGAAGCUUUCAUCAAUAUAUUCAACCUGGCCAAGAAGAGGAUUCAGGGCCAGGGAUUUGCUGUGUAAUUUAUACAACUAUAGACCUUUCUUGAAGUCAGUGCUAUGUAUUAUCAACCAGCGAAAAGAAAUUGUCCUUGAUUCAUAUACUAUUUUUCAUUAGACUGACAAAUCAAUGACAAUAAUGGCAUCAGUUACAUCAUUUGAAAUCUGUUAAUACGUCUUUAUUGAGUUAAAGUGAUUGAAAUACGAAAAGAGAGGUUUUAGUAAAAAAUAUGAAUACCUACACAUGAAGCUGAUGUCUUUCUCCAGUUACACAGACAAUAUGGCCUGGAUGUAUCAUCUAUGAAACAGAAAAGCAAUUGUGCACCCUAAUGCAGCCAUAUCUGUCCAUAUUGAGAAAAGGGUAUACAUGUGGACACUCAGAAUGCAACACUUUUGGAUAUUUUUACAUGGUCUACAUUACUAGGGCUUAAAGUUUAACAAGCCCCCUAAAAGAUGCUAUAGUCACCUAAACGUUCAUUUAAAUUAAAGGGUAUUGGAAUAUGACUUGCCAGGGGGUUGACAUUUUGGAUGUCUAUUACAUAUUGUUGAACCUUAAAGGCAAUGUCGCUGUUGAUUUAGUGUCCUGAUGUCGGGUAAAUUUAAGAAAGAAAAAAAAAACUGUAGUACAUUAUAAAUGUAAUAAACAGUAAUGUGUAAUAUUUAUUUGAGGCCAAUUGUUACUUGUCGGUGUGGUCCAGUGGAAGUCUACACCUACAGGGGACCAGUCUGUGUGGUCCAGUGGAAGUCCACACCUACAGGGGACCAAUCAGUGUUGGUUUAGUCCCCAUGUGGGACUGUUUUUGUUAAAUGUUGUUUAGAACGAUUUUCUUUGCCUGUUUUUCCUUUUAAAAAAUUGUAUAAUGCCUCUGUCCUGUGAAGUUUUGUGUUUAUGUGCUUGUAAAGUCUUUAUAUAAUUCCUUCAAUAAAAUCCACAUUGAUCCUUCACUAGUGAAAUACACAACUACAGGAUAACAAUGUUUCUGUCAAAGACUGUAGUGGCUACAGCAAUCAUUGAAUCACAUGUACAGGUAUCAUACGUGUAGUGGAGGGGAGGCUCUCACUUGUGAUGCCUUUGUUUGAAACACAGAUUACUUUUUUGUAUUUUCAGUUUUGUGAGGAAAAACACUUACAUGUAUCCCUGUUAGGCAUGCAGUUAAAUGUAAUUUGCUUUAAUUCUCAUAAUGAAAGUGAGAUCUAUUUUAUUUGUCCAUUUUAGUUUGCAUGUUCAUGUGAGAUAAUGCAAUUGCAUCCACUUCCCCAUCAACAGAAUGCUAGUCCAGAAUUGCUGAAGGGACCAAGGCCUAAUCUGAAUAGUUUCAUAAACUCUCUGCUGUUUUGAUUGUGUUCAGGUGUACAUGUCUGUUGGCGCUAUAUUGUAUAUAUAGUAAUUUAUUGAAGUUUUGUUUUUACGUAAUCAAGUCCACAGAUCACGUUGUUGGUGAUGAAUGUCUUUCAUGCAAUAAAAUUGACACAAUUACAGAUGAAAUACAUGUGUAAAUAUGUUUUAAAAAACAUGCAAUUAAUGAAAUCUGUAUUUACAGGAUAUUCUAUAUAGUAACAAGCUGGAGGUUGGAUGAAAGCGUGUGUUAAAUAUUAUAAUCUGUGUUUAACUGUUGUCUGUUGGUUAGCCCUGAUAAAACAUUGGUCAUGUUAGUCAGACACAAUGUACAGGCCUCUGGGACCUUUUGCUUGCUAUUCCCUGUUUAUACCUUAUGAUUUCUUACUUUUUUUAUUGGGACUUAUUACAAAAUUGACCAUUUCAGUUAUAUACAAUGUUUUAAGGAGUUUGUAAAAAUCUCUUAGAGGACAAUGCCAACCUUUUAUAGGUUAUAAUGCAAAUAAAAUAAAAAGUACAAGUAACAUUUUACAAUACUUCACAAAGAGUCGUGUAAAUCAGUCAAGCCUUACCGUCUAACCUCUAGUUACCCUGGAGGCCUUGGCCAUGGAUAUUGAUGGAGUGAACAAGAUACCUAAGGUAAUGAGUGUCACAGAUUUGGGUACUCGGUGUCCAUACUGCGUGUCCGUACUCUGGCAACGCCACAGUUUAUUGUGUGAAUUUUCAAAAUACAAUGUUUGCCUAAAGCUCAAAGAACCUGGUAAUAAAAAAACUUGAACGUGAACUUGAGAUAAUAAUUUGAUUGUUAAAACAAAGUUUCAUCACACCAUCACACGAAGAAUAUGUCGUGAAUAGUUUCGUUCAGAGGUGCAAAUCCCUGUGAGGAUGGGGAAAGGUUACUUGUGUAUGUAAUGUUGCAGAAGUGACCUCAUAUGACCUUAGUUGUAAGGUUAAGCGUAUCAAACCACAGGUACCAGUGUAAUGUGACUGCAUACAUCCUGGAUGUCAGGGCUGACAGCACACAGCCUGGAGCCAGGACCACAUUUAUACUUAUCUGGUAUAAUGUCAGGGCUGACAGGACACAGCCUGGAGCCAGUACCUCAUUUAUACUUAUCUGUUAUAAGGUCAGGGCUGACAGCACACAACCUGUAGCCAGUACCACAUUUAUACUCAUCUGUUAUAAUGUCAGGGCAGACAGCACACAACCUUGAGCCAGUACCACAUUUAUACUCAUCUGUUAUAAUGUCAGGGCAGACAGCACACAGACUGG
Molecule: messenger RNA, 5038 nt
Organism: Mizuhopecten yessoensis (Yesso scallop)
Lineage: Eukaryota; Metazoa; Mollusca; Bivalvia; Pectinida; Pectinidae
Product: vacuolar protein sorting-associated protein 13B-like
Exons: 6
Source: RefSeq, a predicted model, not a curated record